This is a messenger RNA of Gracilinanus agilis (Agile Gracile Mouse Opossum), 2508 nucleotides long. RefSeq names its product vomeronasal type-2 receptor 26-like. Gene Ontology annotation, molecular function: nucleotide binding; nucleic acid binding; G protein-coupled receptor activity. The transcript has 6 exons. Gene Ontology annotation, biological process: G protein-coupled receptor signaling pathway. Bases 16 to 2508 code for a protein of 830 amino acids. Gene Ontology annotation, cellular component: membrane. The record is from RefSeq and is a predicted model, not a curated record. NCBI's taxonomy places the organism in Eukaryota, Metazoa, Chordata, Mammalia, Didelphimorphia, Didelphidae.
GGGACUUUUCUCUCCAUGUAUUCAGUUGAAGUGAGCAGCAUCACAGGAGCAGGAUUCUUUAGAAAUAAACCUGAUGAGGACUGUAGGGAAUAUAAGUGGCUACACAAAAAUUACCAACAAGCCCUGACCGUAAUGUUUGCUAUAGAGGAGAUCAACAAGGACCCCAAUCUGUUGCCCAACAUCACGCUGGGCUUCCAUCUCUACAACACCUACCACAGUGAUGCAAGGACCUUGGAGAGUUCCCUGAGGUGGCUGUCUGGGCAGAGCCAGCUCAUCCCUAACUACAGCUGCUGGGAGCAGGACAAGCCUAUGGCUGUCAUUGGAGGAGCCACAUCAGCUCUGUCUGUCCAGAUGGGGACCCUGCUUGAUCUCUACCGAUAUUCACAGAUCAUCUAUGGGCCAUUUGAUUCCAUCCUGAGUGACAAGGUUCAAUUCCAUUCUCUUUUCCAGUUAGCCUCCAGAGACUCUUCUCUCCAUAAAGGUAUGGUCAGACUGAUGACUCAUUUUCAAUGGACAUGGGUAGCUCUGGUGACAGUAGAUGACCUGAGAGGUGAGGAAUUCCUUUCAAAACUGACAUUGGAGAUGGCAAAUCAUGGUGUCUGUGUGUCCUUCAUAGAGAAGAUCCCUGUCAGUGAGAGAAGACACGCAGCAUCCCAGGAGCCAUUUAUGCCCAGGAUCAUGGCAUCAAGCAGCAGAGUAAUUUUCAUUUAUGGUGACACAGAUUCUUUAAUGAUCUUGAGGUAUUCACAAUUUCCUUUUUUCCCAAAUUGGAAGGUUUGGAUCACAAGCAGUCACUGGGACAUCACCAUGAGACCCCAAUAUGUUGAUGGUUAUAAUUUCCAAGGGGCGCUUACAUUUUCCCACCUAACAAGUGAUGUUCCUGGUUUUGAGUCUUUUCUCAGGACAGUGAACCCUGUUAUAUAUCAAGAGGACAUUUUAUUGAGAGAAUUCUGGCACUCAGCCUUCAGGUGUAGAGAUGAAUUGGAAAAGCUGAAUCAAGAGGCAUGUUCAGCCAAUGCUUCCUUGGAGACUCUGCCUUUGCUUUACUUUGACAUGACAAUGUCUGACUUAAGUUACAACAUCUAUAAUGGUGUAUAUGCUGUAGCUUGGGCUGUUCAUGAAAUGUUUACGAUGACAUCAGAGAGAGGAUCCAUAACAGAGGGAGAAAACUCAAUGCCUUAUCCCUGGAAGCUCUACUCAUUUCUAAAGAAUCUCCAGUUUAACAACAGUGCUGGUGAACAGGUGUUCAUGGAUGAGAAUAAAAACCCUGAGGCUCAAUACAACAUUCUGAACUAUAUAACCUUCAGUCAGGAUACUGAAGCUCUGGUGAAAGUUGGACAGUAUAGCCCCCAGGCUGAGUCUGGUCAAGAUUUCAGUAUUGACGGGGAGACAAUAGUGUGGGGGUUUUUUGAUGCCAAGACUCCCUGUGCCACAUGCAGUGUGAGCUGUGGUCCUGGAUUUAGACAAACCCCUCUGGAGGGGGAGCCCAUCUGCUGUUUCAACUGUUCUCUGUGCCCGGAGGGCGAAAUCUCCAACCAAAUGAAUAUGAAGCAUUGUGUGAAGUGCCACGAAGAUGAGUAUCCAAAUGAGGAAAGAAAUCGAUGCCUCCCCAAGGUUGUGACUUUCUUGGAUGUUUCAGACCCAUUGGGUCUGCCUCUGAUCUGUGUGGCUCUUUCCUUCUCUUUAAUGACAGUUUUGGUUCUUUGGAUAUUUUUGAAGUUUCAAGACACCCCCAUAGUCAAAGCCAAUAACCGGGCUCUCAGCUACACUCUCCUCAUCUCCCUCAAUUUUUGUUUCCUCUGCUCCUUGCUCUUCAUUGGCCGUCCUUCAUCAGCCACCUGCCUCCUCAGACAAACAACAUUUGGGAUUGUGUUCACUGUAGCUGUGUCCUCCAUUUUGGCCAAAACCAUCAUGGUAGUCCUGGCUUUCAGGCUCACAACACCGGGGAGCAGGGGAAGAAUGUGGGUGCAAUCCAGAGUGUCCAACUGUGUUGUCAUUAUCUGUUCUGGGAUUCAAGUGAUUCUCUGUGGCAUCUGGUUGGGAAUUGCUCCUCCUUUCCCAGACAUAGAUACACACUCUGAACCAGAUCAGAUCAUCAUUGGUUGCAAUGAGGGUUCUGCCCUUGCCUUCUACUCUGUCCUGGGCUACAUGGGCUUCCUAGCCCUGUGCAGCUUCAUGGUGGCUUUCCUGGCCAGGAACCUCCCUGACACCUUCAAUGAGGCCAAGUUCAUCACCUUCAGCAUGUUGGUGUUCUGCAGUGUGUGGGUCUCCUUCCUCCCGACAUAUCAGAGCACGAAGGGGAAGGCCAUGGUGGUGGUGGAGAUCUUCUCCAUCCUGGCCUCCAGUGCUGGAAUAAUGAGCUGCAUCUUUAUUCCGAAGUGUUAUGUGAUCCUGCUGAAACCAGAUAGAAAUACCCAGGAAAGGAUAAAGAAUAAUGUAGAUCCCAGAGAGAGGAAUUAUUCUGGAUCAUUGACUGCUCAUUCCUAUCAGAAGUUUAAUCAGUUUUGA